AUGCUUCCACCAGCUUCACCGCCGAGAGCAGCCACCGAGAUGCCAGCCAUGCCCGUCACUCCUCCACCGCCUGCAAAGCGAAACCCUCGAGGGCGCAAUGCCCGCUCCAUGACUGCCAGCGUCGCUGCCUCUUCCUCGACAUCGACCCGCGAAGCUUUGGUCGGCAGGCAGCCUUCCGUGGCAUUGACCGAAGCGGAGUCUCGCUCCGCUUCCGAAGCCCCUAUCCUCGAAAAGCCUGUUCUCGAGCGCACAGAUCCCUGGCCAGAACACUUCCUGCAGCUCGAAAAGACGUUUCGCGCUAUCAACACCGUCUACUCGUUCUGCUCCGCACGCAAGCACAUGGCAAUCACGUACGACACCAUCAAGACAAGCGUCGAAGGCUUGACCAAACGACCGCUUCAGAUCUUUGACAUUGCCCAGAUCAAGAGCCUGUGCGGUGAGCUCAUCCACUUUGCGUACGUCGAGCACGAUAUGCUUCAGGUACAUAUGGAUAGCAGAGCCAAUGCAGAGGACCCCUCGAGCAACACGGUCAAGCGACGUCAGAAGUCGAGCGCCCAGUACAGGGACGAGCUCUACCAAAAGGCAGCAGAGGCGAUUGCUUCGGGCGAUCCUUACGUGCCAGAUGAUCCGAACGCUGCGGCCAUCGCAGCCAUCGCAGCAUCAGCAUCGGCGUCCACAGCGCCAAUGCCAGUCGACUCUGCCGGCUUUGCUACCACGGGAGGCGGAUUUCAAGACGUCGCUGACACUGACCUUCUUGGCGGCUCUCGCGGCCCAUUGCUAGCUCCCACCGAGCUCGAAGUGCAACAGCUACAAGCCAAGGGAAAGCAACGCGCCAGGGACGAGUACGUGCUGCUUUUUGAGUUCAACGAUGGCACCUUGCAAGGUCCCAAGGCAACGGCUCGAGGUCGUCCCGGUAUGCGUCGAGGACCGAACAGGAAGCCAGCAAACCCAAACGCCAAACCGAAAUCAAAUCCAAAACUCUACUCGUUGCCGUCGACAGCAUCCAUGAUGAAGCUCAUCAACAAGCGCAACUUCAAAUUCGAGCAGGCGGUGCUGGAACUGCUCGCCGCCUGCAAGGCCAAAGACGAAGACCCGGUGCAGUUGCUCAUCGAUGCGGCUCACGACCACGUGCCUCUCAACCCCGAGACUGCGACCAGGACGGAAGGGGACACUCCGCAAAAGAAGCGCAUCCGUCUCGAGUUCCUCAUGAAGAAUCCGGAACAUCGUCCCAGCGUCGCUUCCGUGAUCGAGGAGAUGAAGAUUGCUCCGUGGUGGAAGGAUCAGAUCGUGCCAGGUGGUCACAAGGUGUUCGACGAACGUCCAGCCAAGACAGGAGAGCUCAACUACUUGCUCAGUCAAGCCGUCGUCAAUGCGCUCUACGCCACACACGGUAUCGAACAGUUUUACGCGCAUCAAGCUGAAGCGCUCAAUGCGCUUCACGAGCAGAAGAACGUCAUUGUUUCCACCUCGACGUCCUCGGGUAAGUCGCUCAUCUACCAGCUUCCCGUACUCGGUGCCAUCGAGCAGGAUGGUGAAGCCACGGCCAUGUUCAUUUUCCCGACAAAGGCGUUGGCGCAAGAUCAGCGACGAUCGCUCCAGGACCUCAUUUCCAACUGCGAAGGAGUCGAGGGCGCCAUCGUCGCAACGUACGAUGGCGACACAGACAAGGAUCUGCGCAAAGACAUUCGAGAACGCGCCAACGUCAUCUUUACCAACCCGGACAUGCUGCACCAGUCGAUCCUUCCGAGCGAGGAUCUGUGGCGACGCUUCCUCCGCAAUCUUCGCUACGUCGUCGUCGACGAACUGCACAUCUACAAUGGUUUGUUCGGAGCCCACGUCAGCUUCAUCAUGCGUCGAUUGCGCCGCAUCUGCAGCGCACUGGGCAAUCGCACCGUGCAGUUCGUCAGCUGCAGUGCUACGGUCGCCAAUCCGAAGGAGCACAUGCAGACGCUCUUUGGCGUUGAAGACGUCCACGUCGUCACGGAAGACGGCUCGCCAGCGGGGAGGAAGGAGUGGUUGAUCUGGAAUCCGCCGUACAUUGACGAGUCGGAUCCCGCGCAGGGCAGAGUCAGCUCAUAUGCCGAAGUCAGCAAGGUCUUCCGUCAUCUCAUUCAACGCGGUGUCCGAACCAUCAUCUUCACCAAAGUUCGGAGGACCUGCGAGAUCGUCAUGCGCCAAGUGCGCAACGAUCUCUUGCUCGAAGAUCGUCCGGAUGUAGCCAACAAGGUCAUGUCGUACCGGUCCGGCUAUUCCCCGCAGGACAGGAGGAAGAUCGAACAAGACAUGUUCAAAGGACAGCUGCUCGGAAUCGUGGCCACCUCGGCGCUCGAGUUGGGUAUCGACAUCGGUAGCUUGGAUGCCGUCAUCAUGCUAGGCUUCCCGUACUCCAUCUCGAGUCUGCGUCAGCAGGCGGGCAGAGCAGGUCGACGUCAGAAGGAUUCGCUGUCGGUGCUGAUUGGAGAUCCGUGGCCGAUGGAUCAGCACUACAUGCAUUUUCCGGACGAGAUCUUCUUGCAGCCGGACGCGGCGCUGUCGGUGGAUCUGGGCAACGACUUCAUCCUCGAGUCUCACUUGCAGUGUGCUGCUGAAGAGAUGCCCAUCACGCUCGAAGACGACGAGCAGUACUUUGGUGCGCACCUCGCCACGCUGUGCGAGACACGACUCGAGUCGGACGGGAGCGGCUUCUUCUACUGUCGCGAAGAGCUGCGACCCAAUCCGGCUCGCGAUGUCGCCAUCCGAGGAGCACGCCAGGACAGCUACUGCUACAUCGACGACACGCCCGGUCGCGCCGGUGGAGCCAAGGUGAUGGAGGAAGUCGAGAUCGAACGCGCCAUCUUCGAAGCCUUCGAAGGAGCCGUGUUCAUGCACCAGGGUUUGUCCUACAUCUGCCGCGAGAUCAACCACGAGACACGCAUCGCACGCAUGGUGCAAGCCGACGUCAACUACCACACGCGACCUCGCGACCACACCAACACCGACGCCAUGGAGACGUACCGCAUCCGACGCCUACGUGAGUCUCCUUACCUGGCGUACUACGGCAAAGUGACCAUCGCCAGCUACGUCUGGGGCUACUUCAAAGUGGAUCGACGCGCCAACAUCCUCGAUGCUGUCGAGGUGGACUGUCCACCGUUCAUCCGACACACGCGCGGGCUGUGGAUCGACGUGCCCACCUGGCUGGUCGACGCCAUGACGGACAAGCGGAUCAACGCGGCGGCUGCGAUCCACGCUGCGGAGCACGCGCUGCUAUCGCUCACGCCCAUGUUCGUCGUUUCCGUGGCGGGGGAUGUGAGGACCGAGUGCAAGAUCGCCGAGAAGGAGUACGCUGCCAAGCCGAGUUCGAGGAAACGUCCUGCGAGGUUGAUCUUCUACGACAUGCCGGGGCAGAACGGAGGGGUGUGCGCCAAGGCGUUCGAGCAUCUGGAUGGACUGAUACGGAUUGCGAUCAGUGUGAUCGAAGCGUGCCCGUGUACGGAGGGAUGUCCGUCGUGCGUGACGAGUCAGACUUGUGCACAUGCGAAUCUGGUGACGAGUAAAGUGGGUGCGUUGGGCGUGUUGAGGGGGAUUGUAGGGAGGGAGCCGUUCGAUCCGGAUCUGGAGGUGCAGAACGAACCGGGCAUCGCACCGUCGCAGCUGGGCGAGAGGGAGUCGGUGCAGGGUACGAUCGCAGAGGCGGUGCCGGUGAGAGUGGCGAAGGAGCUGGGUGGAGCGGUGCAGGUGGAGGACGUGGAAGAGGUGUUGCCGCCGAGCCUGCAGGCGUUGGGACGGAGGGCGAUGGAAGGGGCGGUGUUGAGGGGCGAGGUGUUCGAAGGUCCUACUGGAUCGAACGGGACGGGACCUGGUGGUGGCUUCUUGCCGGGGAAAAGCAUGCUCUUUCAAGAAUGA
This is a messenger RNA of Pseudozyma hubeiensis SY62, 3882 nucleotides long. RefSeq lists its product as hypothetical. The transcript has a single exon. The record is from RefSeq and is a predicted model, not a curated record. Lineage: Eukaryota; Fungi; Basidiomycota; Ustilaginomycetes; Ustilaginales; Ustilaginaceae. The coding region runs from base 1 to 3882 and encodes 1293 amino acids. Gene Ontology annotation, molecular function: nucleic acid binding; ATP binding.